This is a messenger RNA of Phaedon cochleariae (mustard beetle), 490 nucleotides long. Lineage: Eukaryota; Metazoa; Arthropoda; Insecta; Coleoptera; Chrysomelidae. The record is from the annotation of a GenBank genome assembly.
CUUCUCUUUUUUAACCUCGAAUACUAGACUUAAUUUUUUCAAAAUGUUCAAAAUAAAAUGUAAGAAAUGCAGAAACUUGUUAUUCAACGAAGACGACUCUAAGAGAUUACUUCUGAAUGCUCAUAAUCUUCCUGUGACCACAGUACCAGAUAUCUGUGAAACGGUCAAUGAUGAAAAUACCCUCUAUCUGAAUGAAGAACACCUGCCCAGCUGGAUAACUCUGAGAAUUGAAGCAGAAAAAUGGUCAAAAGGAAGAAUCAAUUGCCUUCAUUGUGAUUCCAGAAUAGGGGCAUUUGAUUUUAUUUCUGGUCAGAAAUGUAGUUGUAGGAGUAAUAUUUUACCACCUGUCCAUAUCAUUAAAAGCAAAGUAGAUUUAAUAAGAUUAAAUCUAUUAACAUAGCAAGCUUUGUAAUGCUGUGUUUAUAUAUCCAAUUAAAUUAACAUUUAGGAAUUAACAAUCAAGAAUUAAUAAUCAUGAAGGUGUUUAUAC